Rubroshorea leprosula is the source of this 1913-nucleotide messenger RNA. The record is from the annotation of a GenBank genome assembly. NCBI's taxonomy places the organism in Eukaryota, Viridiplantae, Streptophyta, Magnoliopsida, Malvales, Dipterocarpaceae.
AUGUCGGUUCGUCUCCGUCGUUUCCGCUUCCCCUUAAUUUCUCGGCGAGUUCAACCGCCACCUGCGCCGCAUUUUAAUCUUAGCCGCCACGAAACCAAGUCUGCAGAUGCUUCCUCCAUCUUCGUGCCGCACAAUCAGACCUUAUCUCUGCCGUUUCUCAUCUAACGCCUGUUAUUCCCGCGAAAUUCCUGUUCGGUAUUGUUCUUCGAACUCGAAAAUGGGUCCUGGCAAGAACGCCGUUCCGAACCCCAGUGGCAGUUGUUCCCGUCCUUCUAUCUCUGAAAGAAGUCAUGAAUCUCAGAAAAACAAUCAAAUGUACAUUAAGAAGCAACCCACGGCACAUGAUCGGCAGACUACUGCAUUUGGAGAAAAGGGGUUUUCUAAAAAUGGUGGAGAUGAACAAGCAAUGCAGUCUUUAGCUAGUAGAGGUAUACAAUCAGUGCAGUCUGAGUCUAGCAACGUUCAGAAUUGUGAUUAUGAAGCAGAAUAUCCCCCACUCAGUGUUAACAUGGGAUGUAGUUCUAAAGGAAUGAACUUGGGUAGAAGGAAAAGUGAGAUUGAUUUAGGAUCCAAACGGAGGAAGGAAGGUACUGGAUCACCUGAACUUGCCGGCUUGAAAAUUGGAAAUAUUGGAAGCCCAUGUGAAGAAAUUUCUUUGCCCAUGCAGUUUGGAAAGAAGGCAAUGAACUCAGGUAGAAGGAAAACUAGGAUUGAUUUAGGAUCUGAGCAGAAGAAGGGAGAUAUUAGAUCACCUGAACUUGAAGGUUUAAACAUUUCAAAUAUUGCAAGCCCUUGCGAUGAACUUUCUUUGCCUACAAAAUUUGGAAAGAGGGCAACACAUCGAGAAAAAUCACCUUCUGGCAGAAGCCAAUCUAGAAAUUUGGCAAGUACUAAGAGUUCCAACUGCUCUGAUGAAUCUGUUAAGGUGGACAGAUUCUAUAUCUGCAAUCAUAGAAUUAGAGAGUUUGAUGGACAUAAUGAUUCCAUUAAUGAAAGCAAUUGGCAGAACAGGAUGGAGAUGGAUGCAACCCUGGAAGGGAAUGAACAUAGAGUACUAAGAUCUGGAAUGGUUUUGUUGAAACAUUACAUUGCUCUUCCUGAUCAGAUCAAAAUUGUUGAGACUUGUCACAAUCUUGGCAAAGGCCCUGGGGGAUUUUAUAGACCAGGCUACAAGGAUGGAGCAAAACUACAUCUGCACAUGAUGUGCCUUGGUCUUAAUUGGGAUCCUCAGACAAGAAAGUACAGUAAAGAACAUCCUGUUGAUUGUUGCGAGCCACCUGAUAUCCCAAAUCAUUUUAGUCUCUUGGUUCAAGGAGCACUACAAGAGGCACAUGCCCUCAUCAAGAAAGAUUUAAGAGGAAGCAAUGUGGAAGAUACACUUCCUACAAUGUCACCAGACAUAUGCAUUGUGAACUUCUAUAUGAACAGUGGGCGGCUAGGUCUCCACCAGGAUCGAGAUGAAAGCAGAGAGAGCAUCUAUAAAGGAUUACCAGUUGUUUCCUUCUCUAUAGGUCAUUCAGCUGAGUUUCUCUAUGGCAUUGAUAGGAAUGUUGACAAGGCAGAAAAAGUUUUACUGGAAUCAGGAGAUGUACUUAUAUUUGGUGGUGAGUCUCGGCUGGUAUUUCAUGGUGUACCAUCAAUAGUUCCUGACACAGCUCCUAAGGCUCUUUUAGCAGAAACCGGAAUGCACCCUGGUCGACUAAAUCUCACUUUCAGAAAAUUCUGAAUGCCUCCUUUCUCUAAACAGAGUGUUGGGCAUCUGCUUGAAUUUAGGAUAAGGAUUCUUUUGUCUCAAUUAUUGUUUCAGAUCAUUCUGCAAACCUUACAUUCUAAAACCCUAAAUGUAUAAAACCACAUUCAUUAUCUGUUUAAGUGUCUCAACAUUGCGUACAAAAUGAAAGCUGAUUCUCCAU